Messenger RNA from Labrus bergylta (ballan wrasse), 2727 nucleotides. It is a transcript of the gene dnai2b, whose product is annotated as dynein, axonemal, intermediate chain 2b. Gene Ontology annotation, cellular component: outer dynein arm. Lineage: Eukaryota; Metazoa; Chordata; Actinopteri; Labriformes; Labridae. Gene Ontology annotation, molecular function: dynein heavy chain binding; dynein light chain binding. The record is from RefSeq and is a predicted model, not a curated record. Gene Ontology annotation, biological process: outer dynein arm assembly; cilium movement.
UACAGACAUACUCAGAUUUAUUCAUCUCAUAUUUUUUAAAUAUAAAAGUAAUCAUAUAAUAUGAUUCCGAAAAUAAAUGAGAGUAAAUCUUUGAACUUCUGUACAGAUAAGAAGGCUUGGUGUUACUGUGAAACAUAGGUUUAUGAUGUAUUCAUGUAAACAUCAGUGUUAUGUGUUCAGAUAUCCAUCAGUAUAUAAAGAAGUGUAAUUUAUAUUUUAAAAAAGUAUUAAGCACAAUAAUACAUCCAUACAAAACUUAUUUUAAUGUUGCUACUUUAAUAUAUUUCACUGUAUGUCGUCAUAUCCGUUUAAACAAAGUGAAUUAUAGUAGUAAAGAAUGCUACAUGUCUGAGGAUUCAACAAACACCACUUGUUAUGUUCGUGUAUGUUUCUUAAAUAAAGUUUAUAGAAAAAUAAUCAUGUCGCUGUUGCUAGGAUACGGGACACUUUCCCAGUCUAUGCACUUUCCGCGGCAUGGCGUUGCUAGGAUACAUCAAACUCCGAUGUAUCGAGCUCCCUUGAGUGAGUUUGAAACCGUGUUUAGUCCGUUACAGUCCUUGUUUUAGUCCCUGUAUUAUCCCGGGUUAAGUCUGUGUUUAGUCCGUGUUUAGUACUCGUUUUAGUGCGUGUGUAAAUCCGUGUAUCAGCCCGUAUGAGCCUUUUUUCAAAUCCCUGUUCUAGCCCGGGAUUAGUGCUUGUUUAGCUCGUUUUAGAGCCGCUCGGAGUGCGUUUCUCUCGGGAUGGAGAUCGUUCAUGUUUACUCGAAGCUCCGCGCGGAGUUCGGCCGGCAGUGCCUCUUCUCUGACCGGCCCGCCGAGCUACUGGUGGACGUUCCUCCGGACCCGAGCCUCGCUCAGCACUUCAUCCAGAAAAAACCCCGGGACCAGGCCCUGCAGGCCUGCCUGGACAUGUCCGAGCACCAGGUCAACACGAAACGCUUUGAGUCCGAGAGCCGCGGAAUAAACCACGUGGAGGGGGGGUGGCCCAAAGACAUCAACCCCCACGAGAUGGAACAGACCAUCCGCUUCAGGAAGAAGGUGGAGAAAGACGAGCUCUACGUCACCAGCGUGGUUCAGCUGGGACAGGGCAUGGAGCACUGCAUCAGACAGAACAACGCCGUCGACAUCUACCAGGAGUACCUUGAGGAGGAGGAGGAGGAGGAAGAGGAAAACCAGGUGGCGCCAUCCGCCAAGACCAUCAACGUGUUCAGAGAUCCUAACGAGCUGAAGAGAACUGUCACCGGGCUCUCCUGGCAUCCUGAUGGCGGCAGGAAGUUGGCGGCCGCCUACUCCUGCCUGGAGUUCCAGAAAUCGUCACGAGACCUGAGCGUGGACUCGUACAUCUGGGACGUCGAGAACCCCAACAGACCAGAAAUGACCCUGAGACCGCCCUCCCCCCUCGUCUGUCUGGACUACAACCCCAAAGACCCCCACACCCUAUUGGGAGGCGCCUACAACGGACAGAUCGUGUACUGGGACACCCGGAGAGGAAGCACACCUGUAGAGGUGUCCUCUGUGGAAACAAGCCACCGAGACCCCACCUACAAGAUCCUCUGGGUCCAAUCAAAGACCGGCACUGAUGCCUUCUCCGCCUCCACCGACGGACAGGUGCUGUGGUGGGACGUGCGGAAGCUGAGUGAGCCCACAGACCGGCUGGUUCUUGACCCGAGCAGGGAGGGGAACCUGGACCAGGCUUUAGGGGCCGUCUCUCUGGAGUUUGAGUCCACUAUGCCCACUAAGUUCAUGGUGGGGACGGAGCAAGGUGUGGUCAUCUCCUGUAACAGGAAGGCAAAGACUCCGGCAGAAAAGAUCGUUUGUACGUACGACAGUCAUCACGGACCCGUCUACGCCCUGCAGAGGAACCCCUUCUUCCCGAAAAACUUCCUGACGGUGGGGGAUUGGACGGCUCGCAUCUGGUCUGAAGACAUCAGGGAGUCGUCUAUCAUGUGGACGAGGUAUCAGAUGUCGUACCUCAGUGACGCCUGCUGGAGUCCAGUCAGACCGUCGGUCUUCUUCUCGGUGAAGAUGGAUGGCACGCUGGACGUCUGGGACAUCCUGUUCAAGCAGAACGACCCCACGCUGAGCCUCAAGGUGUGUGAUGAGCCUCUAUACAGCCUGCGUCUCCAGGACAAUGGACGCCUGGUGGCGUGCGGUUCUCAGGGGGGCGGGGCCACACUACUGGAGGUUUGCGCAGGACUUUCGACGCUCCAGAAGAACGAGAAGAGUCUGCUGGCAUCCAUGUUUGAGCGCGAGACGAAGCGGGAGAAGAUCCUGGAGGCGCGGCAGAGAGAGAUCCGUCUGAAGGAGAGGAGCCGCUCGGAGCAGAGCCGCUCGGAGGACGGAGGACGGGAAGAUGGCGAGGAUAGCCCAGAUCAGCUGAUCGCCCGCGCAGAGAAGGACUUCUUCAGCGUGGUGGAGGCAGAAAAAAGGAAGAGGAGGGACCGUGAGGAGCAGAGCAAUGGGGAGGAGAACACCUGUGAAGACAAAAGGGAUAAAGAGGAAACAGAAGAACCUGGAGCCUCACAAGAAUAAAAGCAGUCGGAGAUGAUUUAUUUCUGUUAUUAUUAUAUUGUAAUAUUAUUUUUUUCUGAUCUGUUUGAUUUGAAAGUUUUUAAUGUGAAACGUUCCUGCACAAACUAAACUGAUUUAAAGAGGAGUUCCUGUAACACAAAAAUAAAAUAAAAACAUUUUUUAAAAUUAGAAACAGGAAGAAGAAAGUGUUAAAGUA